AUGAACAUGUCUGGCGGCCCCCCGGGGGAGGAGCUCACGGAUGAGGAGAAGGAGAUCAUCAACGGCGUGCUGGCCCGGGCGGCCAUGAUGGAGGCCACGGAGCACGAGAGGAUUGAGCGCCUCUCCAGUCGCCUGAAAAACAUCGAGAGGACGGCGUGCGGCGACGGCCGGUCGCACUGCCUGCUGUGCGGGACGUCCUUCGGACCGCAGGGGGUCACGGCCGUCCUGUGUGUGCAGUGCAACAAACACAUGUGCAGCAAAUGUGGGAUUCGGAGCAACAGCAGGACGAGUCCGGUGUGGCUCUGCAGAAUCUGUAAUGAGCAGCAAGAGGUGCAGAAGCGUUCUGGAGCUUGGUUCUUCAAGGGGAGAGUCCAGCAGGGUCUGCCCGCCCCCCUCUCUCUGUCCGGACCUCGACAGACCGGCACCGUGAACGGUUCUGGUCCGGGGGGCCACGGUGGACCACAGGAACCUCCAACACAUCAUCAGGGAUACGACGCAGCAGCAGGCCUCAGACAGCGAGGACGCCGGCUGGCGGCCGCGACCAGGAGUCCGUCCUGUCCGGCGGCGCCAAUGAGGACCGAGAGCCACGCGUUGGCCUCCAAAACCACCUCGAGCCAACGCUCAGCAGGCGUGGAAAACAAAGAGGCCGCGGAGGGGAAGCGACAACGCCGCCGUCUCCGGCUCCAUUUCGUCACGUGCUCCCGCGACCGGAAUCGACCCGCCGGCGGUCAACAGCGCCGCGCCCCGCGCCCGCCACCGGAUCGAACGGAGGACUCGGACGAAUGCGACUCGGACGACGCCACCACUCUGGGGUCGCUGGAGUUCAGUCUGCUGUACGACCAGGAGAACCACGCGCUGCACUGCUGCGUCGCUAAGGCCAAGGGUCUAAAGCCGAUGGACUCGAACGGCCUCGCCGACCCGUACGUGAAGCUGCAUCUCUUACCGGGAGCCAGUAAGUCCAACAAGCUUCGCACCAAGACCCUGAAAACCACCCUGAACCCCGUGUGGAACGAGACCCUGGUCUACCACGGCAUCAACGAUGACGAGAUGUCGCGCAAAACCCUCCGGCUCUCGGUGAGCGACGAGGACAAGUUCGGACACAACGAGUUCAUCGGAGAGACGCGAGUCGCUCUGAAGAAACUGAAGUUCAACCAGAAGAAGAACUUCAGUGUUUGUUUGGAGCGAGUGAUCCAGGUGAAGAAGGCUGUUGGAGGCUCGGCCCGUGGCAUGGCUCUCUAUGAGGACGAUGCAGGUAAACGAGGGGAGGAUUCAGAGGAGAGGGGUCGUAUUCUGGUGUCGCUGACGUACAACAGCCAGCAGGGGCGUCUGAUGGUGGGCGUCUGCGCUGCGCUCCACCUGGCGGCGAUGGACUCCAACGGGUACUCCGACCCGUUCGUCAAAAUAUGUCUGAAACCAGAUAUGGGGAAGAAAGCUAAAAACAAGACCCAGACCAAAAAGAAGACUCUCAACCCGGAGUUUAACGAGGAGUUUGGUUAUGAAAUAAAGCAUGGCGAGGUUAGCCAAGAAAACCUCGACAUCUCAGUCUGGGACUACGACAUGGGGAAAUCCAAUGAUUUCAUCGGAGGAUGUCAGCUGGGCAUCCAGGCCAAAGGGGAGUGUCUGAAGCACUGGUACGAAUGCCUGAAGAACAAAGACAAGAAGAUCGAGCGCUGGCACGUCCUGCUGAACGACAACCCGCCCAGUUUUGAGGACUAA
Cyclopterus lumpus (lumpfish) is the source of this 1716-nucleotide messenger RNA. RefSeq names its product rabphilin 3A homolog (mouse), a (gene rph3aa). Gene Ontology annotation, molecular function: small GTPase binding. NCBI's taxonomy places the organism in Eukaryota, Metazoa, Chordata, Actinopteri, Perciformes, Cyclopteridae. Gene Ontology annotation, biological process: intracellular protein transport. Gene Ontology annotation, cellular component: membrane. The record is from RefSeq and is a predicted model, not a curated record.